This is a messenger RNA of Adineta steineri, 276 nucleotides long. NCBI's taxonomy places the organism in Eukaryota, Metazoa, Rotifera, Eurotatoria, Adinetida, Adinetidae. The record is from the annotation of a GenBank genome assembly.
AUGAAUACAUGUAGUUUCACAUUUUUUAGUCUUAGAACCAAUCUACCAUGUCGUGUAACGGGCAUUGAAAGAACAUGGGAUUAUUUGAAAGCUGAAUUUGAUCGAGAAGGUGAUGGAUUAUCAGAAUUAACAGCAAAAUAUUUUGAAACGAUGGGACCUGGACCAUUACUAUUUGCUGUUGUCGAUCAAUCUGUCUAUUAUCAUGAUCAGCAACAAUGGCAUAAAUAUAAAAGUGCUUUUGAUAUUGUUUUUGAUACAAUCAAUAUAUCUGAAUGA